Molecule: messenger RNA, 2160 nt
Organism: Spodoptera exigua (beet armyworm)
Lineage: Eukaryota; Metazoa; Arthropoda; Insecta; Lepidoptera; Noctuidae
Source: the annotation of a GenBank genome assembly
UUUAAGCCAGAAUGCCUCGCAAGAACGGAAGCCGAUUGUUUUGUAAUUUUCCGCACAUAAAGGCGACAUUUCGACAGCAAAUAAAACAAUGCUACUAGGGCUGAAUUAGUUAGUGAUGUGAUAGCGGCAGCUUAGAUCAGAAGUAGACGCGAGCGCGGGCGCAACACACUGCACCUCCGCUGGUACGAACGUUAUUUAUGAAUAGUCAGCCAUGGCCGGAGUACUGUUUAUUGUGAACGUGCCCAAUAAGGAAUAUGAAAAUUAUUUAAAAAAGAAUAUCAUUCCAAGUUUAGUAUUCGAAAAAGAAAAGUACGAGCGAGCGUCAAAAGUUAUCCAUGAAUUAAAAGAAAAGCAUUUAGGAACUAAAUCUAUAGAGUCGUUUGCACAGGAUGAUGAUAGUGCUGUCGUAAUUUCAAAGUGUCGUUCGACUGAUUGUUUGCAUCAGAAUAGAGCGGAUUCUUUCGGAUGUCCCAGUGAGAGUGGUUUACCAGAUGGAGAUCCGGCGGAUCGGAGAGGUUAUGUGAAGGCGUCUUGGGACGAGUUAAAACAAGCGAUAAAGCCGCGGAAGAACAAACUUACAAUAACUAGACCUACACGGGGAGUUGAUGUGCUCUCUGCAUUUCACUGGGACACACCACUGGAAACUAUCCUAGCGGAAAUAGUGGAACGACUGGAUAUCAAAAAUGCAGCGUGGAGUUCAACAAAGGAUGAUAAAUUUUGGCAGGUGACAUUUUCACUAGAAUCAGGGAAUCUGAGUGAAGAGUUAUUACAAGUUCUGAGGACCUUUGGGAUCGGAUCUCGGUAUCAAUCAUCAGUCAGUUUAGUACCAUGUGCUCUAUACUACAAGUCUAACGAUGAAGUCAGUUCACCAGCCUCUGAAGUUGGUGUGAUUCGACAUGAAGACGUUUCAAAUACAGCGUGGUCUCGGUUUUCGUCAUCGGUGCGCGCGCGCACGAAUCUCGCGCAAGUGUUGCACGAUGUACGCGCAGACGCAGCCCUCACCUUUGAUUGGGUGUUUCUUCUGUUGGUUGCCGCGUUCGUUGCUGCUAUUGGUCUGGUUGAAAACUCCACUGUUAUAAUUGUGGCCAGUAUGCUUAUAUCGCCGCUUAUGGGUCCAAUAACAGCGGGUACUCUAGGCACAGCCGUCAAAGACCGUUCUCUGCAGCUGAUGGGAGUCAAGAAUGAGUUCCUUGGCCUGUUUCUCUCACUCGUCAUGGGUUUCCUCUUCGGGCUGACCAUCUGCGCUAUCGAUGAACGAUACGGAGUUGUGGAAGACUGGCCUACUUAUGAAAUGAUCUCAAGAUGUGAGUAUCGUUCUCUAUGGGUGGGUGUCCUGGUGGCGAUCCCGAGUGGCGCUGCAGUGGCGCUGGCCGUCCUUGGAGAGUACACCUCCUCUCUUGUCGGAGUCGCCAUCUCUGCUUCUUUGCUACCUCCCGCUGUUAAUGCUGGUCUCCUUUGGGCGAUGGCACUGACUCGCCUGUUGGUGACGACAGAAGAACUCCGCUGGCUGGUGGUACAACCCUCGGAGUUAGCAAUACUGGGCACCGCGUCACUAUGUCUGACCCUCGUCAACAUCGUCUGCAUUUUCCUCGCUGGAGUCGCUGUUUAUAAGGUGAAAGAAGUAAGUCCGUUGGAGAGGAAGGACAUAUCGUGGUGGAAGGCCAACAGAAGUAGGAUGCAGGCUAAACAAAACAAAGACAAUUUAAACUGGGAUGUUUACAACAAAUGGUAUAACGAAAAAGCAGCUACAAAAGUAGAUAACAAUGAGGAUCAUGCAUCGAGCGUGACGCCGGGUCUCAUAGACAACAGCACGGUCACGUUCCGCAGGAGACCUUCGUUCAUCAAGCGGCUCAGGUCACAAGCCAUGGACGGGUUCAGUCAGAGUACACAAUUAUCAGACGUCUACAUACCAAUGGAAGUGGAAACCAAAGCCAGCUUAGAAACACAAACAGCAAGCAGCAGUAUAAGGGACAAAACACAAAACCUGGAUGAAAUGCAACACAGCUAUUAUAAUAUAGGAUACCAAAAUGGAGAAAUUUGUGAAGAUGGUGCCCCUAAGGUCCCUGACUACCCUACUUUGAAACCGUCGUUAAGUUACACGGUGGAAGCGAAAAAUCAAGUCCUCUUAGACAAAAAAAGUUACGAUGUAUAGUAUUACUA